This is a messenger RNA of Trichobilharzia szidati, 5896 nucleotides long. NCBI's taxonomy places the organism in Eukaryota, Metazoa, Platyhelminthes, Trematoda, Strigeidida, Schistosomatidae. The record is from the annotation of a GenBank genome assembly.
AUGUAGUAAUGAAUAGUAGUCAUUCAGUUGUAUCCAGUACAACUGCAUCUAACAAUAAUCCGUCAAAUAUAUUCACUGCAACCAAUCAAAGUUAUUGUAUAGGUGGUUAUCAAUGUCUGGCUGCUAGUCGUUCAGAAAUGGAGUCUUAUGUUCUAGAAACUAGAAUCUCAGCUGUUCGCGUUUUGGCGAAUUUAUGUGCACGUGUCUGCCAGUACACUGACUUCAUCCCAAACCAGUUAUUACCGUGUAUCUCAGAUAUUUCAGAAUCUCCGCCGUCUGUAACGCUUCCUUCAGCCAAUAAUAACAAUAACGGAUCAAUCAGUAUGAUCAACUAUAUCUUCGGUCAACUUUUAUGCCAACUGCACUUGAAAGAUCGUUUAGCUAUGCAACGUUUUAUUUCUGGCCUACUCCUUUCUACUUGGGCUUUAUCAUCACCAUUUUCAGCAUCGUCACUGAAUACUACUCAUAAACUUGAUAACAGUAGUAGUGGUAGUAGUAGUACAAGUGGUUUACUGAAUGAUCUCAUUACCCCAUUAGACAGAUCUGAACACUUAUCAGAUUUUCAUAAAUUAACGCAUACAUGGGCUAAUUUAUUGAAUGAAAUCUCGUCGAUGAGUAGCACGUCGUCAACCUCUUCACCAAUUCUGUUAUCGUCAAGGUCAUCUGAUUUAAGCAUGUUUAAGAAUCUAUCCAAUCUUAUCCCUAUUGACAUACAAAAUGAUUUACAGAACAUAACGAAACAGUUGCACGGAAAGUUGGAAUCAUGCCUAACUGAAGUGAUAUAUUAUGAAGAAAUUCUUGCUCCAUUCAAAUUAAUGCAAGAAGAUUGUCGUGAAUUGAUCAGAUCGAUGAAAAUUUGUGGACUCAGUGUUGACCCACAAAUUCCAGUCAAUGGUGUUUUAACAAUAGCUCAUUGUAAAGCAUUAUUACAAACAGUGGCGAAUACUAUUCAACAUAUGGAGAAUGCAUCUAGUACAUCUAGUAAUAUUGGCGGCAUUGAUGCCUCACUGUUGGAUCGAUUAAAUUGUCAAUUUGAACGGACUCGAACUACAGUUGAUCAUUGUCUCACUUUACAAUUGUAUCUAGGAAAUCGUGUCGAGUUGGGUAUAGCUUGUGCAUUUGCAAACAUGAAUUGGAUUCUACCUGGUCGGUUAAGUCUACUUAUUCGUCCAUUGAUGGAUACUAUUCGAUGUAUGAAGCCUUCUGUUAGUACUGUUAGUAUGAAUACCAAUUCUACUUCUACUAGUCCCACUACUACUGCAGGUGUUCUUCAUCCUUCCACUGGCAUCAUCAGUAAUUCUACUACCUCUAAUAAUAACAACCCUUCGUCCACCGGUGUUGGUAAUAAUACUGGAAAUGCAUGUAUAGAUAUUCUGCCUAUCGGUACUUGUGUACAUCUUCAACGCUUAGCUGCUUGUUGUUUAGCACGUCUUAUGUGGUUAGAAUGGAGAAUGUUGUUGAAUGCUGCUAAGUCGACGACAUCAACAACAUCCUCGUCAUCAACAAUGUCGAAAAUAAAUGAACGCUUUUCACAUAUGAUGAUGAAUACGUCUAAAGCUGCUGCUAAAGUGAUAAAAAAUUUAACUUCUUACUUGAUAGAAUCAGAUCCAGAAUUACUUCUAUCGUCAGUACAAAACUCAAAUUCGAAACAAUCAGAAACAAAUAAUCAAUUUCAUGAAGAUCAAUUGCUAGAUGAUGUUAAAAUGGUUUGUACUGAUCAAAUCCCUACUGGUCGAUUGGUCGAUAUGGAUAGUGUAACGACAAGUACAACACUGUCAUCUUAUGAAUCACAGUGUCAAUCAGCACAAUAUCGUGGUGCUUAUAUCGCUUUAUCGUGUAUCUGUUAUACUUUUAUUACAUUUUAUCAUUGUGAAGAAAUUAAUGAAGCCCACUAUCAAGUGGCUAACAUGUCAUCAUCAUCAUCAUUAUCGUCUUCAAAAGAAGCAGUGAAACCUUUGAAUUCACUGAACUCCUGUCAAUUAACAAAUAACUCAUUGAAUAGUCUUCGUUUUGGUUUACCAACAUUAUGGAAUAUAUUUUGGUUGAAUCCAAUUAAAAUUAUCAUUGAUGUAUAUCGUCCACAUAUUGCUGUUGUUGGGGGUGUUCGUUCAAUUGAAAAUGGUAAAAUAAUAAAGAAAAGGAAUAAUGAAAAUGAUAAGUGUAAAGUUAAAUUAGAGGAGGAAGAAAAACAACAACAAGAAGAAGAAGAAAGUCAUUAUUCACUAUUGAAAAGAUUAACUCAUGAAGUCAAGUUAACCACCGCCUCUUCAAUGAAUGCAAAUAGUUUAUCGAAAUCAGCAGAAAAUGAAUUACUCACAGGAUUGACUUUAUUAUCCACAUGUUUAAAUGUUAUUCUACCUUGUAUUGAUCCUGACAGGAAGACAGUAAAUCAAGAGGAGGAUUCUUCUCCUCUCCGCUGCUGCAAUGAUGAUAUAUCAUUUGAACAAAUUGUCUGGUUAGGUUCAUUAGUUAUACGUUUACCGUAUCCUGCUUGUCGUCGUAUCGGUGCACGUCUUCUAGCCGACCUGACUUUAUUACAACCUGUGCAUACAUUGAAUAUUCUUUUGCCAAUAUUAUUAUCACUACCGUCAUCAGGAUCGUCGUCAUCGAAUGAUGGGAGUUUUUUAAUGUCUGAUUUAUCAACAAUAUGUAUUGGUGCAUUGGAGACAUUUUUAACAAUUGUAGAUAAAUUCACCAAUAUUCAGAAUACAUCUGCACAUAUAUUUCAUAAAAAUCCACCAGUUGUUUUAAAUGAUCCACUAUUGGAACCAGAUUCAAAGUCAUCUUGUUCACCAUUAUCACUGUCAUCAUCAACAUCAAUAUCAACGAAUGAGUCUUUUAGUUCCACUGAAAAACACGCUCCACUUAUUUCUGAAUCAAAGACAGCAGAUAGGCUUACAGGUGAUACAAUCAAGGAUGCUCCUACUCCUACUGCUACCACUAACAGUAAUCCAAUGGAAUCAGCAACUUCAUCAUCAUCACUGCCUGAUAAUUUAAAGUUAUUCUUACCAUAUCUUGUUCUUCUGCUGACACCAACUCUUAAAUUAAUAUCAAGUGCUAAUCAAGAGAUACGAUCUGUGGCGGGUAAAUUGUUUACAGCACUGCUGAAUUUACUGCCAUUAGAGGCAUCUAUUCCAAAUCCUGUGAACAUGAAAGAAGAAUUUAAACGGGUCCGAGGGGAACAACGUGAAUUCAUUGACAGUCUGCUGCAUCCUAAUCGUAUACAAAUGUAUAAUCUACCGAUAAAGAUAAAUGCCACACUACGAUCCUAUCAACAGGAAGGUGUUAAUUGGUUAUGCUUUCUAAAUCGUUACGGUUUAAACGGUAUCCUAUGCGAUGAUUUAGGCUUAGGUAAAACACUUCAAACUAUCUGUAUCCUCGCGGGUAGUCAUCAUGAAUUGAAACAAUCCUUACUAUCAAAGAAAACAAAACAGUCAAAAAGUAAUAAGGAGGAGAAUGCAUCAUCGAUGAAAAAGUUGAAAUCAACUACUGAUAAAAAGAAGAAAAAACCGUCGAAAUCGAUGCCUACUUCUUCAAUGAAAAAAGAAUUAGAUGAAUCGAAUCAAUCACCCGUAACAAUGAAUGAUGAGUUGUCUAACAAAGAAUUGGGAUUACCUCUUUCAUUAGUUAUCUGUCCAUCUACAUUAUGCGGUCAUUGGUCGCAUGAAAUACAACAUUAUGCACAAACAGACGAUUUAAAGCCUCUUAUCUAUGCUGGGAAUCCAGCUGUUAGACAAAGCCUUCUUUCCAAGUUUCAUCAAUACGAUGUAAUUAUAACAUCAUAUGAUUCAGUUCGAAGUGAUAUAGAAUAUUUUCAAUCGAUCAAUUGGAAUUACGUCAUUCUGGAUGAAGGUCAUAUCAUCAAAAGCAGUAAAUCUAAGGUUACACGUGCUGUGAAACAAUUGAUUGCUCAACAUCGUCUUAUCUUGACUGGUACACCGAUACAGAAUAGAGUCUCUGAACUUUGGUCAUUAUUUGAUUUUUUAAUGCCGGAGUUUCUUGGUACUGAACAACACUUCCUGGCUAAAUUUGCUCGUCCAGUAGCUGUUAGUCGAGAUGUUAAGGCAUCGAAGGCAGAUCAACGUGCAGGUCAAUUGGCAUUGGAAAAACUUCAUCGACUUGUUUUACCAUUUAUGCUAAGACGAUUAAAAGAAGAUGUUAUGCAAGAUUUACCACCGAAAAUAAUACAAGAUUUUGCUUGUAAAAUGACUCCGAUACAACGUAAACUGUAUGAAUCAUUCCAGAAGACAGAUGAAGGAAAACAGCUGAUGAAUAUCGUCGGUUCAACUAGUGCCAGUGCCAGCAGUCACAGUGCCAAUGCUACUACUGCCACUGGUAAACAACAGUCAACCUACAUUUCCUCAGUAGUUGUCUCACAUGGAUUUCAAGCUGUACGAUAUUUUCAAGCUGUGUGCAAUCAUCCUUGCCUAGUUCUAAAGUCUGGUCAUCCAAUGCUUGAUGAAAUCAAAUGGGAAUUUGGCAUUCAGUCGACGGAUCAACUGAGGUCGAUUCACUUGAGUGGGAAGUUGUUAGCUUUAUGCCGCCUGUUAACUGAUUGUGGUUUUGGCAGUCCAAAUCUUUCGAACAAUAUGCCCGGUACUAGUAGUAGCAGUAAUGGUAACAAUUCAUCUCUUACAUCGUCAGGUUCAUCAACAUCAUUAGCUAAUAUCGCUUCUGCAUCGAAUGAUUUCUAUGCUAAUCGAAGUUUACUCAGUCAACAUCGAGCGUUGAUAUUUUUUCAAACACGUGAAAUGUUACAGCUGACUGCUGAUAUGCUCAGAGAAUUAUUUCCAUGGAUAACUGCAACACGAUUAGACGGUAGUAUACCUGUAGGGGAACGUCACAAUCGUGUAGUUCGAUUCAAUCAAGAUCCAUCAAUCGAUAUAAUGUUGUUGACAACAGCUGUUGGUGGAUUAGGCUUGAAUUUAACCGGUGCGGAUACGGUUAUUUUUGUUGAACACGAUUGGAAUCCGUGUAAAGAUCUACAGGCAAUGGAUCGAGCACAUCGUAUCGGUCAAUCACGUACAGUGAAUGUCUAUCGGCUGAUUACUGAAGACAGUAUAGAAGAACAAAUCAUGAAUUUACAAGCAUUUAAAUUACACUUAGCUAAUACAAUCUUGACUACAGAUAAUAAAAAUAUUAAUGAAAUGGAUACAGAACAUUUAUUCGACCGACUAUCUUCUUACAGUAAUAAUAAUAAUAAUAAUAGUAAUGAAGAAGAAGUACAACACUCGCGAGAUAACCAUCAUCAAUACGAUAACGGUCAGAGUGGAUUUGCUCUCCUAGAUGAACUUGAAACCUGUUAUGAAGUUGAAUAUAAUUUAGAUGCUUUUAUUGCUCGAUUAAAAACUAACUAACUAAUUAAACAUAAAUGUUAAUCAUCACUAAGUGAGAAUCUGUUUUUCACAUUGUUUCUUGGUUCUCCAUCAUCAUGUUUCCUUGUUUCCUCGUUCGUUUGUUUGUCUGUUUGUUCGUUCGUUCGUGUUUUUGUUGCUAUCCUAUCUAAUCUAUAGUGUGUGUUUAUACACUGACGCCUAGAUCUGUUCCUCCUUUGCGUGUUUGUUUGUGUGUGUGUGUGAGUGAGUGAGUGAGGUUAUGCACAGGCUCACUCAUUUCCCCGUGUUCCUCUCCCUCUAUCUGAAGAAGAAACGGAGAAUAUCUCAUCUAGUGCAUUUCUCCCUCUCUCUCGCUCUCUCUCUAUCCCGCUCGCUGUGUGAUCCUCUCACCAGUUGUGUGUGUGUGUGUGAGUGUGUGUAUUUCGCCUCGGAUUAUGCUACACACAGACACACACACACACAUGCACCUUCAGAAAUUGAACCUAAAUGGGAUGGAUCUUCUUCCUCUUCCAUUUUAGUUGUUUAUUCAGAUCGUCUCCUUUUCUCUCUCUCUCUCUCUC